Messenger RNA from Bactrocera dorsalis (oriental fruit fly), 4714 nucleotides. Its product is annotated as RNA-binding protein Ro60. Gene Ontology annotation, cellular component: ribonucleoprotein complex. The coding region runs from base 320 to 1999 and encodes 559 amino acids. The record is from RefSeq and is a predicted model, not a curated record. Gene Ontology annotation, molecular function: RNA binding. NCBI's taxonomy places the organism in Eukaryota, Metazoa, Arthropoda, Insecta, Diptera, Tephritidae. The transcript has 7 exons.
CAUCCCAAAAUUAAGUAGAGCUAUUGCAAUUUGCAUUUCACUACGUUUUGUGCUGUUUGCACAUUUCUUCAUUUCAUUCUUGAGUUUGACCAUUUUUACAUUUUAAAAUCUUAAACAAACACGAUAAUAUUUACGACAAAGGCUAUAACGGGUGAAUUAGGUUCGCUUUGAGGUAAGAAUUGGUUUUGCGUGCCUCAAUUUGGGCUGUGGCCGUAGACCGUAGGAAAGCAAAGAGUAUACAGUGAAAGCGGACAGUGACGAUAACUUUAAAGACUUUGGCGUUCUGGGUGUAAAAUACUGCUUUUUGAAAAGCUAACUGAUGGAAUUGGAUGCAAAAGAUAAGCUGCGGCGCUUCUGCUAUCUUGGCAGGUUUGAACCCGUAUAUAUACAUCUGCGAGGCUCGAUCAAUGUUGGGCAGUACUGGCCGCAAUUAGAGGUUCUCUGCAAAACACUGGAUGACGUAGCAAUGCUUCUAAUUUUGCGGCAAGCCCUACAGGAAACUACACUCGUGCGACGAGAUGAGCCGCUUCUCGUAUAUGCAGCUUAUUUAGCUAGUGAUGUUGACAUAAAAUGGAAAACAUCAGUGCGUAAAGCCUUUCCGGCGUUAAUACUAAAUGAUGAAGACCUUUUCAUGUUUUGCAAAUAUGCUAUGCUCAUCCAGCGUGAAUUGAAACAUAAAGGCUUCACAAAUACGACACGGAAAGCUAUUACUGCUUGGUAUGAAGAUCAAUCACCUGAAGAGUUACGUCAAAUGUGGCUAACGCAUCGUGGUGCACAUGGGUUUACGCACAAAGCGCUUAUUAAGUUAUGUCAUAUUAACGACGAAACCAUCGGUGCUGUGGGUACUGUUACACCAUUCUUCAAAACAUGUACUGAAUUACUUAAAUCGUCUGAAUCAAGUGAGGAAGCCACGACUAUUCAAAAUCACACAGACGCUAAGCCACAAGUGGACGAAAAAGAGCAAAGUGCAAAGACAGCCACCACAGAUGUAGAAAAAACACAAAGUAACACGGAAUUGUCACCGUCCGUCAUCUUGUCCGUCAGCAAGCUGCGUACAACCAAGAAUAAGACAGAGGCAUUGAAAAUUAUACGCAAAUUCAAAUUACGUUACCAUCAAGUGCCCAAUCAUUUACUGCGUUUCGGUCCUAUUAUGGAGGCGUUAAUACCGACUAUGUCGUAUUUGCAGCUGUUGAAGAGUUGGCGCAAUUUGGCACGUUAUCAUUUUGAUAAUCCAAAAAUAAUGAAAUUGUGCCAGACACUAUUCGAAAAUAAGAAACUAUUGCGCAAGGACAAUAUUCAUCCGAUUGUGUUCCUGAUGCAAAUGCGUGACUUGGGUAUGCGAGAUGACAUAGCAAAAUUGGCACCCAAACGAGUUGAGGCGCUGAAAAUGCCGUUAUUCAAGCAGCUUUACCAGCAGUCAUUUGGCAACAAUCAAAGCACAGGCUUGCGUAUGCACAUCACAAUAAAUAUACAAAAAAAUUACAGGAAAAAAAAUUUAAAAAAUCACAAAAAAUUGGGAUUUCUCGAAGCUGCAAUAGCUUUGGCUUUCGGUUACUUUAAAAGAGAGAAGGAAGUCGAUGUAUUCUACUGGAUCGAUGAUAAGCUUGCUUUGGGUCAGAUGCCCUGGGAGGCUGGUAUAACUGUAGAGGAUGCGAUUGACUAUUGUGAUUUGUUGGAUAUUACAAAAACCAGUCAACGCCUCAUAACGCCCGUUUUGCGUGCUAUGGAACGUAAGCAAGUGUAUGACGUAUUUCUCGUUAUUGUACCAACAGCUGGGCGCGGUAAUCCAAAAAACAGUUCCGACUUUCUGUGCAAAUUUGUAGACAAAUAUCGCGAAAAGAAGAACCCGAAAGCAAAGUUCGUUAUAUUGGACUUGUUGAAAUUUCGCAAGUCGAUGCGUUAUUCAGAAACGCGUAACGAAAACGUGCUUGAAAUUUGUGGUUUAGACGAGCACACUACAAAUUUGAUAAAUAAUUUCGCUUUGAAUCGUUUCGGUUAAAGCCAAGCGCCAAACUUAUUUUCAACAGCAGAGCGCAACAAAUUGGAAACGGUAUUCGCGUUAGGUAUAGUGAAAAAAUUGUGUGCUUGAAGUGUAUUAAACAUACUUUUUUCGCUUUCUGUUUAGCGGUAAGCGUAAUAAAUGAUUUCACUCGAUAAAUUGGGUGGUAGUGAACGUGAUUUGAAUAUAAAUAUACACACAAAAGUUGAAUUACGAGUGCGUUAUAAUUAAUCCAGUUGCUUAGUGCAAACAUAAUACUUACUUACACUAACGAUACAUUUAAAUGUUCUACUUACAUGCAAUACGCCAUGUAUAACUAAUUACGUAAUAAAUAUCAUAGCUUGUAGUACGCAUAAAUAUGAAAGAUAAUUGUAGUGAAGUUUCUUUCUUUCUACUAGUAUUUAGAGUAAGUGUUCUUAUUUGUUCAUGUAUAAAUUUGCAUACUAAUUUUUCUGUUUACUUCAUUUUUAAUUGAUGCUGUUAAUUUUCUUGCUACAAACACACACAUACCACCUCUCUGCGAUAACAUUAUAAAGCGUUACGCUUUUUUUUAUUAUUAUUAGCAUUAAUUACAAAGUAAUGAAAAUGUAUGCUUGUCUCAAUUGUUUAAAUCAAUUUCUGUUAAAUAAUACUAGUUAAUGUGCAACCGUUCAAAACGUGCUUUAAAGUAAUAAUGUUUAAAAUAAAACCAAACGAGCAAACAAAAGAAAAGAAACCAUGCAAUUGAAAAUUUUGAACACAAUACCAUUGAAUGGAUACAAUCAAUCAAAAUUGAACGAAAUCAUAGACGUAACGUACCAAUAUGGAUGCUAAACUGAAAUGCCUUAAACUGCAAAAUCGCAAACAAUUCGAAAUGCAAACUACCAAUUAAGUUAAACCUAAUUAAACUAAAUUAUUGUAAAUUUAAUUAUACUUUGUAUGAAAUGAGGAGCAUUAUGCUAAUGGUAUUUUAAUCCAAGCGUGUAUUAUUGGCACACAUGCGCGCAAGACACAUAAUCAGAAAUACAUACAUAAAAUGUAUGUACUAUAUAUAUUUACAAAUAUAUGUUUGUAUGAAAUUUAAAUGUUUAACGGAAACAAAUACGCGUAAAAGCUGAUAUUGAAACUGAACUGAUUCGAAAUAGUAAAUAGUAAAAUGAACUGAGAAACUCGAAAUUUGUUUAAUAUUUGCAAGUAAUUAAAUAUCACGAUAAAAUUUUUUAUUAUCGCAUAAAAUUUUAUUCAUGCUAACAUAAUAUCAUCACACUUAAAAACACACAACACACUUUAAAGAACAUAAAAAAUUCGCGACACAGAAUCAACGGCAUGGAAAAUAUGAAUUAUAAGAAAUUUCCUUUGGAACUCAUUUGUAAUUAAGUUUUUUUUGUUUUGUUUUUCUAUUUACUUUAGCCUUAAUGUAAAUUGUAAACAACUUUAUGUUGAAUUCCAAUUUAUUACAUUUAAACAAAAGAUAGAAAAAGUGAAGAAUCUCAUCUAUUUAUGUUAAACUUGAAUAUAUAAGAAAUUUGAAAUGAAGAAAUACAAAUUUAUAUCAGAAACAAUGCUGCCAAAUUCCAAUUGUAACCUGCAAUAUAUAGACCAGACACACAGACUACACAGCCACACACUGCAAGUGCAUUGGAAAGUUAGUACUCUGUAUUAGUCGAAAGCAUUUUCGUAACGUACGCAACUGCAACUGGAGGAACAAUAAACUAAAUAAAUUUAAUUAUCUGAUAAAAUAGUGAAAUUUUUGUAUUGACAAGCAACUGAAUCUUUGACUGCCUUUAAACAAAAACUGGUAUAUAGCAACAUAAUAGGAAAUAUAUAGAAACAGUUAUUCGAUAAAUCAAAUAGUACAUGCAUAAGCGAAAUUUUUUGGAGGUAACGUGCCAUUUGAGAAAUAAAAAUUGCCGAACAAAAUUUGCAUAUAAAAAUCAGACUAUAUAGUAAUAACAAAACGAUUAAAUACUGUUCGACUAAAAUAAGCAAAACGCUAAGUUGUAUUGUUGUAAAUUAAUUAGUAAAAAAACAACAAAGAACAAUAAAACUGAAGUAAUAUUAAUAUUUCAACCUAACCUAUAAUUUAUUAUAACUAACAAACAGUUGCUAUCGAGCUAGUUAUUUGAAGAAAAUGGUAUUGCUAAUUAUAGUUAAAAAUUAUAAACACCACAUAUAUUUAUAUGUAUGUAUAUGACUUUAGUUAUUACUGAUUUAAGUAAACUUAGAAAUUUGCAAAAUUUCCAAAAAACAAAACACUCAUCUGUGAAACAAACCGUUGUGAUCGCUAAGAAAUUUAAAGCAAAAAUUAAACGUUUAACGAAUGAUAUAGCAGUAAAUUUAAAAGUAUUAAAACGAAACUAAAUAGAAUUUAAACCAAAACGAACGAGCAAAACAUAAACAAAACCGAAAUAAAUAGCUGGCAAGCAAAGACAAGGCAAACUUGUGUUACCGAAUCGAAUGAAUUUGCAAUAACAAUAAUAUAAGAAAUUACAUGGAAAUAAAACAAUUGAAAGCAAAAAUAUUCAACAUUAGGCAAAAGUGUUAACAAAUCAAGCGCAACCGAAAAGUACCUUUAAAAAAUCCGAUAGAUCCUCAAAAUUUACGCAAAACACAUAAACGAAAGAAAAAUAAAGACAACAAUAAACAAGUGAAAUAGCAGUUUAAAAAACUAAAAACAAAUUUAAAAAAUCGUAUUUCGCUUUCAUUUACCACUAAAUUACAUACGAAAACAAAUAA